GAAGGUGAUGGAAGCGGGGUGGGGUUCAGAGAGAAACAUCAGCCAGAGGGCUUGAGGUGACCGGAAACGGGGGCAGGAGAGUCUCGGAACAAGAAGCAAGUCUAGUGGCAUUUGCAGGCGCGAUGGGUCCUUUGCUCUGAGGGUUUGUCUAUUGGGUUAUCUGCUAUAAUUUGCCUGUGCUUGGUGCGAGAGGGUUAAAUAGAAGGACACUGAGGUUUCACAUGUGAGAACUCCAGCAGACUAGCUGGGAAACCAUAGCAGGAAAUGCCUCCUCCCCUGGACAUCAUCAAGGUCGCCAUUGAGUGGCCGGGAGCUAAUGCCCAGCUGAUAGAGAUUGACCAGAAACGGCCCUUGGCGUCGAUAAUCAAGGAAGUCUGCGAUGGGUUCUCCCUGCCCAACCCUGAGUACUAUGCUUUUCGAUACGCAGAUGGCACCCAGCUGUACAUUACAGAACAGACUCGCGGUGACAUGAAGAAUGGAACAAUCCUCCGCCUGGCAGUGUCCCCAUCCAGAGCAGCUCGGCAGAUUCUGGAGAGGAUUCAGGGUCACAGUACAGAUGGGCGGCUAGAAGCCAUGAAAGAACUAGCCAAGCUUUCUGCAGACACUACCUUUGCCACUGAAUUCAUCAACAUGGAGGGAGUGACAGUCCUUACUCGUUUGGUGGAAGGUGGCACCAAGCUGCUGUCACAUUACAGUGAGAUGUUGGCCUUCACACUUACUGCUUUCCUGGAGCUGAUGGAUCAUGGAAUCGUAUCGUGGGAUAUAGUCUCUCUGACAUUUAUAAAGCAGAUUGCAGGGUUUGUCUCGCAGCCGUCGGUAGAUGUCUCAAUCUUGCAGCGCUCUCUUGCAAUACUGGAGAGUAUGGUGCUAAACAGCCAGGCCCUAUACCACAAAAUAGCAGACGAGAUCACCGUGGGCCAGUUAAUAUGUCACCUGCAGGUCUCUAAUCAGGAGAUCCAGACUUAUGCUAUUGCUCUGAUCAAUGCUCUGUUUCUCAAGGCACCAGAAGACAAGAGACAGGAGAAGCCGCCGAAUCUGAUGGACGUUCCUGUUAGUGAAAUGGCAAAUGCAUUUGUGCAGAAACACCUGCGAUCAAUAAUCCUCAAUCAUGUUAUAAGGGGGAAUCGACCAAUCAAAACAGAGAUGGCCCAUCAGCUUUACGUGCUGCAGGUGCUGACUUUUAACCUUCUGGAGGAAAGAAUGAUGACCAAAAUGGAUUCGAAUGACCAGGCACAGAGGGACUGUAUCUUUGAGCUGAGGAGAAUUGCAUUUGAUGCCGAAUCCGACGCCAGUGGAGUAUCAGGGGGAGGGACUGAGAAACGUAAAGCUAUGUACAGCAAGGACUACAAGAUGCUGGGCUUCAGUAAUCAUGUGAACCCUGCAAUGGAUUUCCUUCAGACUCCACCAGGGAUGCUGGCUUUGGACAACAUGUUGUACUUGGCGAAACACCACCAGGAUACCUACGUACGGAUUGUUUUGGAGAACAGCAGCAGGGAAGAUAAACAUGAAUGUCCAUUUGGCCGCAGUGCCAUUGAACUGACCAAGAUGCUGUGCGAUAUCUUGCAGGUUGGCGAAUUACCUAAUGAAGGCCGGAAUGAUUAUCACCCUAUGUUCUUCACACAUGAGCGCUCCUUUGAGGAGUUCUUCUGUAUUUGCAUCCAGCUGCUCAACAAGACCUGGAAAGAAAUGAGAGCCACGGCAGAGGACUUUAACAAGGUUAUGCAGGUGGUGCGGGAACAGAUCACUCGUGCUUUAGCCUCCAAACCCAACUCCCUGGAGCAGCUGAAGAAUAAACUCCGCAGCCUGAGCUACACAGAGAUUUUACGGCUACGACAAUCGGAACGGCUGAGUCAAGAUGACUUCCAGUCCAAACCUAUUGUUGAGCUGCGGGAAAAGAUCCAGCCCGAGAUUCUUGAGUUGAUUAAACAGCAGCGUUUGAAUCGGUUGUGCGAGGGAAGCAGUUUCCGCAAGACUGGAAACCGCAGGAGGCAAGAGCGCUUUUGGUUCUGUCGCCUGGCACUAAAUCACAAAGUACUUCAUUACGGAGACCUUGAGGAUAACGUACAGGGGGAGGUGCCAUAUGAAUCCUUACAGGAGAAGAUUCCAGUUUCUGAUAUUAAAGCUGUGGUGACUGGGAAAGAUUGCCCUCAUAUGAAGGAGAAGAGUGCUCUGAAACAGAACAAGGAGGUGUUGGAAUUAGCAUUUUCUAUUCUGUAUGAUCCAGACGAGACUCUGAACUUUAUUGCACCAAAUAAAUACGAGUACUGUAUCUGGAUAGACGGUGUCAAUGCUCUGCUUGGGAGAGAAAUGAGCAGUGAGUUGGCUCGCAGUGAUAUGGACACAUUACUCAGCAUGGAAAUGAAACUGCGCUUGCUGGACCUGGAGAACAUCCAGAUCCCUGAAGUUCCUCCUCCUAUCCCCAAAGAACCCAGCAGCUAUGACUUUGUCUACCACUACGGCUGAUCUAGAACAGCAGCACAAGGAAAUCCAUGCCCACUAAUUGGGAAUAGAUUCUCCCAUUAACCGUCGUUUUUAAUGAACCAUGGGGGCUGACCCUGAGGCAGAUUGUGUUACCCAGAUCUGUGCCCCUAAUGCCCACUGUCAUACCCUAUGAAGAACUCUAGCUGGAUAGGCCCCUACAGUAACUCAUUGUAUGUGUGAUGCUACGUGCGUUACAGGUCUGUAACCAGUUUGACAUUCCGUCCAGGUACUGAUGGGGUGGUGGCAUGCUGAACUUGCUGGCUUUGGUGUUGUACAACCCAGUCAAUUCUUUUAUGCCUUAAUCCGUAGAUUGCAAUCAGAGUAGAACUUCUGGUCCCUUUGGAACACAGGGCACACCUCUGCCGGUCAAAGUGUAGUGCGCUGGUCUCCAAAUCACAGCACAAUUGCUCCCCUGUUUCUCCUAUUUUUGAAAGCAGCAAAGUAUGUAAAACCCUUUAACUUCCCUUGUAAAAAGGGGGAACCAGGGGCAUAUAAUAUUUUAAAGAAUGUUUUCUUUACUUGGUACGAAUAAAAUGUCCUGCAGCCUCAAUCAUAGCCUUGGGCAGGGGCACUUAAAUGUGGAGCAGAUAUGCAGGUACAAGGAACUGCCAUUGAAAAUAAGCUGUAAUAUUACUAAUAAAUAAUACACUCCAAGGAUA
Molecule: messenger RNA, 3140 nt
Organism: Xenopus tropicalis (tropical clawed frog)
Lineage: Eukaryota; Metazoa; Chordata; Amphibia; Anura; Pipidae
Gene: elmo2
Product: engulfment and cell motility 2
Exons: 23
Coding region: 265-2463 (732 amino acids)
Cellular component (GO): membrane; cytoplasm
Source: RefSeq, a predicted model, not a curated record